AUGGUGGAGCCAUGCCCGGUUCUCCCCGAUGAUGUGCUGGAGGACAUCUUGGCGCGGCUGCCGGCCAAGUCAGCUCUCAGGUGCCGCUGCCUCUCCCAUGCCUGGGCCGCGAGGCUCUCGUCGGAUCACUUCGCCGACAGGCACUUCCGCUUGGCCAACCGCCAGGGCGGCCCAAGGAUCCUGUUGCUGCACGUCCGGGGAUCCCGCGGACCGAAGGCGCACAUGUGGUCGCCGGACCACCCUGCCGGAAGAAAGCUCAUGGACAUCCCGCGCAACCUUACGUUCGACCCGCGCAAACCAGGCAACCGAAUCCCACGCCUCGUCACGCAACACUGCCGCGGUCUCGUCGUCCUCGACGCGACAGCAACCGGGAUCCAAUACGUGUACAACCCAUCCACAGGCCGGAUGAGCCCUCUGCCAGAGGGCCGCCCCACUGGGUGCAGCAGUCCCAGUGAGUCGUCCAAGAAGAAGUACGCAAGCCUAGGUCUCGGCUACGACGAGCAGACCGCAAGGCACAUAGUGGUGCGCAUCUGCUACCGCGGCUAUUACGCCGACAAGCUCCCGCUGGACCCUAGAUGCGAGAUCUAUGUCGUCAACUCGUCCAUGGAGACGGGGCUCUGGAGACCAACCAGGAGCGACAGGCCACCGGCCGGCUGGGUGAACCAGCACGGAACGAGUGUCUUUGCGCGAGGGCAUGUGUAUUGGCUAGGGCAGCCCAGGCUCAAGUCCCCACCGCAAGAGAUGUUCAUCGUUUCCUUCUCUCUCCUGCACGAGACGUUUGGUGCUGUGCCGCCACCGCCAGCGCUCGACUUGGGCAGCAAGAGUCUUGCUGAGCACCGCCUGACGGUGCUCGACGGACACCCUUGCCUCUUCUGCAACAUGUGGCCGAGCUACGACGUGUACCUGCUGCGUGAAGCCGACGCGUGGGAUCUGCGCUACCGGAUCGACACGUCACCGUCCCGGGUCCGGAAGUUACUGCCCUACAGGGACGGACUCCAACCAAUUGCCUCCAUCGACGACGGACACCGCAUCGUCCUCAUACAGCCACGCUCCCCAUGGUUAUGUGCAACCAGCUUCAGAUUAUGCGCCUAUGCUCCCGCCACCGGUGACGCACAUAGCCUACUGCAGGCCGAUAGUAAUGAGAGUAGUAACGGACUGCUGGCUCACAAAACCAUGGCCUUAGGUCAUGCUGCACUCUACGAGGAAAGCAUCCUGCCCACUGGGCAGCGCCACGAGGACAUCAUCUUUGCCAUGUCGCUCGUGCUGCGACGUUUGCCGGAAUGCACCCUCCUCAAGAUAAUGUGCGUUUGCAAGACUUGGCGCGCCAUCAUCCAGAGUGACCGCUUUGCUCACAAACGACGUCUAAUGUGCUGGCAUGAUUUCAUUCAUUUCUAA
Lolium perenne is the source of this 1395-nucleotide messenger RNA. RefSeq names its product F-box protein CPR1-like. Gene Ontology annotation, molecular function: protein binding. The record is from RefSeq and is a predicted model, not a curated record. Lineage: Eukaryota; Viridiplantae; Streptophyta; Magnoliopsida; Poales; Poaceae.